GGCGGGAGGCGAGCCAUGGCCGAGGCGGCCGCCCUGAUGGGCCAGAGGAUCGUCUGGGUGGACCUGGAGAUGACCGGCCUCGACAUUGAAAAGGACCAGAUCCUGGAGAUGGCUUGCCUCAUCACAGAUUCAGGGCUGAACAUCCUGGCCGAAGGUCCUAACCUAAUCAUUAACCAGCCCGAUGAGUUGCUUGGCGGCAUGUCAGACUGGUGCAAAGACCAUCACGGGAAGUCCGGUCUUACCAAGGCAGUGAAAGAGAGCACGAUCUCCCUGCGCCAAGCAGAGUACGAGUUUCUGUCUUUCAUCCGACAACAGACUCCACCAGGGCUCUGCCCUCUUGCAGGAAACUCUGUUCAUGCUGACAAGAAGUUUCUGGACAAACACAUGCCGCAGUUCAUGAAGCAUCUCCACUACCGGAUCAUUGACGUCAGCACCUUGAAGGAACUCUGCAGGCGCUGGUAUCCUGAGGACUACGAGAUUGCUCCCAAGAAGUCUGCUUCUCAUAGAGCCCUGGAUGACAUCCGGGAGAGCAUCAAAGAGCUGCAGUUCUACAGAAAUAACAUCUUUAAAAGGAAAACAGACGAAAAGAAAAGAAAACUGGUGGAAAACGGGGAAAGUGAACAGUCUAUUAGUUGAUCCUGCGUCCUGAUCCUUUAGGAAAACCUCCAGAGCCCAGGGCAGUCUUCCUGCUGAAGAGAAGAAGAACCUUUCAGCUCCGUUGCUGUCUCAAGAGGGUGAUGUGACAGGAUCCCAGAUGGGACAGGCGUUCAAGGCCUGCCCCUGACACUCGGUGCUUGUUCAGUUCAGAAGUACAGAAUACCUUCUUUCCUUGGAGAAUUGCUUUCAUUUGCCCCAAGCCCCCUCAUUUGUUUCAGAAUUAAAAUCAACCUCACUGCAAAA
Messenger RNA from Protobothrops mucrosquamatus (brown spotted pit viper), 900 nucleotides. It is a transcript of the gene REXO2, whose product is annotated as RNA exonuclease 2. Gene Ontology annotation, cellular component: mitochondrion. The coding region runs from base 16 to 636 and encodes 206 amino acids. Gene Ontology annotation, molecular function: nucleic acid binding; 3'-5'-RNA exonuclease activity. Lineage: Eukaryota; Metazoa; Chordata; Lepidosauria; Squamata; Viperidae. The transcript has 7 exons. The record is from RefSeq and is a predicted model, not a curated record.